This is a messenger RNA of Hippopotamus amphibius kiboko, 2158 nucleotides long. It is a transcript of the gene PIGZ, whose product is annotated as phosphatidylinositol glycan anchor biosynthesis class Z. NCBI's taxonomy places the organism in Eukaryota, Metazoa, Chordata, Mammalia, Artiodactyla, Hippopotamidae. The record is from RefSeq and is a predicted model, not a curated record. Bases 173 to 1858 code for a protein of 561 amino acids. Gene Ontology annotation, molecular function: alpha-1,2-mannosyltransferase activity. Gene Ontology annotation, cellular component: endoplasmic reticulum membrane. Gene Ontology annotation, biological process: GPI anchor biosynthetic process. The transcript has 3 exons.
AGUCCUCUGCAUAAACUUUAAGAUUCUGGUGGGCAGGCGUGGCGAUCUGUUCAUCUUGUGGCCACCCCAGACAAGCCUGACGACGCAGAGCUCUGGAACCAGGACAGCACCUGUCGCAGCUGAAGCCACUCGCGGCUCCUGGCCCGGGGUCUUGCAGCAAUUUGAUGUGAAGAUGGCAGCCAGGGCGCUGUGGGGCGGCCUCAGCCUGCUCCGUCUGCUGUGGUGUCUCCUUCCACAGACAGGCUACGUGCACCCAGAUGAGUUCUUCCAGUCUCCUGAGGUCAUGGCAGAGGAUGUCCUGGGCAUAGAGGCCGCACGGCCCUGGGAGUUCUACCCCAACAGCCCCUGCCGCACGGUGGUCUUCCCACUGCUGACCUCUGGCUCUGUCUUCUGGCUCCUCAGGCUCUGGGAGGAGUGGGGGCCAUGGCCUGGCCUGGUGAGUGGCUACGUGCUGCUGGUCGGGCCCCGACUCCUCCUCACUGCCCUCUCCUUUGUCCUGGACUUGGCCGUGUACCGCCUGGCCCCACGCUGGGGGGCAGAGCGCUGGAACGCCCUGGUCCUGCUGUCUGGUUCCUACGUCACCCUGGUCUUCUACACAAGGACCUUCUCCAACGCCAUUGAGGGACUGCUCUUGGCGUGGCUGCUGGUCCUGGUGUCGCCCCGUGUGGCGGGGAGCCCCACACCCAGGAAGCCUGCUCCAGGCCCGUGGUGGCACAGUUGGCUUCUUGGGGGCAUCGUGGCCGCUGGCUUCUUCAACCGGCCCACCUUUCUGGCCUUUGCUCUGGGCCCCCUCUUCCUCUGGGGCACUUAUGGAGCCACAAACCCAAGCUUCAAGUCACUGAGCAGGGAAGCCUUGGUGCUGCUCCCAGGGGCGACCCUCACAGCAGUGGCGUUCGUGGCCGUGGACAGCUGGUACUUCUCCAGUCCAUCUAGACCCAGCAGCCUUGUCCUCACACCUGCCAACUUCUUGCGCUACAACCUGGACCCCGUAAACCUGGCGAGGCACGGGACUCACGUGCGGCUCACUCACCUGGCCGUCAACGGCUUCCUGCUCUUCGGGGAGCUGCACGCCCGCGCCCUGCAGGCUGUGUGGCCACAGCUGCGAGCCUGCCUCCAGGCCUUCACGCAGAUGGGCCUCCCGAGGGCACUGGCCGCCCGGAGCCUGCAGUCCGGCCCCAGGUCUCACCUCCUGCUCCUCUACUUUGUGCCCCUGGCCCUGCUGUCUGCCUUUAGCCACCAGGAGGCUCGGUUCCUGGUCCCCCUGCUGGUCCCCCUAGUCCUGCUUUGUAGUCUACAGACCCAGCUGGUGCCCUGCAAGGGCACGCUGGUCCUCUUCAAUACCCUGGGGGCCCUCCUCUUUGGCUGCUUGCACCAGGGGGGCUUAGUGCCUGGCCUGGGGCACCUGGAGCGGGUGGUCCAUGCUCCUGUGCUCCCGAGUGUGCCCACCUACUACACGCUCCUCUUCACCCACACCUACAUGCCCCCCCGGCACCUCCUACACCUUCCAGGCCUGGGGUCGCCUGUGGACGUGGUGGACGUGGGUGGAGCUGAGGACCGGGUCCUGUGCCAAACCCUUAACAACCUCACCAAACAACCAGCCUGCCGAGUGGCUGGCGGGCCGUGGCUCUGCCGCCUUUUUGUGGUGACCCCGGGCACCACCAGGCCUGCCGUGAAGAAGUGCAGCCUCCCCCUCAAGAGUGAGACACUCAUCUUUCCCCACUUGACCCUAGAGGACCCACCAGCCCUGUCCUCCCUGCUGAGUGGGGCUUGGAGGGACCAUCUCAGCCUUCACAUCCUGGAGCUGGGGGAGAAGCCUGACAACGUAACAGAAAAGCCACUGCCCAAGACUCAGCCAUAGGUAAAGGCACCGCUCCACCUUCUAGGGAGGUAGCUGGGCUGGGACAGAGCCCUGAUUCUCUUCCUUUCCUUUCCCUUCCAGAAUCCCCACCACUGCCUCCCCUGUGCACAGCCUUUGACUGCUCCACCUUCUGGAUAAACUGACACCCAUUUCCCCUCAAACACCAAAGAUCUGACCAGUCAGUCCUGAUGCCAAGGUCCCCGAAGAACCUGGUGUAAUUAAUGACGCCAAAUGUAUGUUCCUGCCCUGUUCCUUCUAGUCACUGUGAUGUUUUAAACAUGUAAAUGGCACCUGUGAAAG